Camelina sativa (false flax) is the source of this 2595-nucleotide messenger RNA. The record is from RefSeq and is a predicted model, not a curated record. Lineage: Eukaryota; Viridiplantae; Streptophyta; Magnoliopsida; Brassicales; Brassicaceae.
UACAAAAAAAAAAGAAAUCACGAUUCCCCCAAGGAGAGCUUUUUUUUUUUUUUUUUUCAUCUCCAGAGAUCUUCAAUUUCUGUAUUUCAAAACCAAAAAAAAAAAGAGGAGGAACGUUUGAGUAAGAAAAGCUUCCUGCGCUUUCGCCAUGGAUGUAGCUUAAAAGAAACCCAUCUCUCGAUUUCUCUGAGAAAAAAAAACCCAUUUUUGAAGAGAUGGGUUCUUCAUCUCACAUUCCUUUUCAAGAUCCGCAUUUGAAUCCGUCUCCUACACUAAUCCCAAAGCUCGAACCCAUCACUGAAUCAACCCAAAACUUGGCUUUUCAACUCCCAAACUCAAACCCACAAGCCCCGAUUUCAUCAUCCAACGAACCCUCAAACUCAGAUUCCGACAACGUCGCCGAGACUUUCAGGUCCGCGUUCGCUCAACGGCUUCGACGUCACGAUGAUGUUACGGUUCUUGAUUCCUUAACCGGAGCAAUCGUACCGGUUGAGGACAAUCCUAACCCUGAGUCGGUUCCGGUUGACGCUUCACCACCGUCGGGUGUUUUUACCCGUAGGCCGAAGCCGCAGCAACGUUCGUCGGAGCUUGUGAGGAUCACUGAUGUUGGACCUGAUGGUGAGAGACAGUUUCGUGAAAAUGUGAGGAGGACGAGGAUGGUUUAUGAUUCCCUUAGGAUCUAUAUGAUGAUGGAAGAAGCUAAGCGUCUAGGGUUUGGAGGAAGGAAAGGUAGAGCUGAUAGUAAAGCUGCUUCGUUGAUGAAAGAUUGUUUCUUGUGGCUGAAUCGUGAUAAACGAAUCGUGGGUUCGAUCCCUGGUGUUCAAGUUGGUGACAUCUUCUUCUUUAGGCUUGAGUUGUGUGUUAUGGGUUUACAUGGGCAGACUCAAGCUGGGAUUGAUUACCUUACAGGGAGUCUUAGCUCUAAUGGAGAGCCUAUUGCUACUAGUGUGAUUGUUUCUGGUGGGUAUGAGGAUGAUGAUGAUCAAGGAGAUGUGAUCAUAUAUACAGGACAUGGUGGGCAGGAUAAGCUUGGAAAGCAAGCUGAACAUCAGAAGCUGGAAGGUGGGAAUCUUGCCAUGGAUCGGAGUAUGUACUAUGGGAUUGAAGUCAGGGUGAUUAGAGGGUUGAAGUAUGAGAACUCUGUUUCUAGCAGAGUUUAUGUUUACGAUGGGUUGUUUAGGAUUGUCGAUUCUUGGUUCGAUGUUGGGAUAUCUGGUUUCGGUGUGUAUAAAUUUAGGCUGGAGAGAAUUGAAGGCCAGGCUGAGAUGGGUAGCUCCAUUUUGAAGCUUGCUAGCACUCUUAAAACCAACCCCUUGUCUGUCAGGCCGACAGGUUACAUCAGUUUCGAUAUCUCCAAUAGGAAAGAGAAUGUUCCUGUCUAUUUGUUUAAUGACAUUGACAGUGAUCAAGAACCUUUGUUUUAUGAGUACCUUGCUAAAGCUUCGUUUCCCCCUGGCUUAUUCAUUCAAGGGAGUGGUAGUGCAACUGGAUGCAACUGUAUCACAGGUUGUACCAGUGGCUGCAUUUGUGAAGCCAAGAAUUCAGGUGAGUUUGCUUAUGAUUACCAUGGGAAGUUGAUAAGAUUGAAACCAUUGAUACAUGAAUGUGGACCGGCGUGUCAGUGCCCUCCAACUUGCCGAAACCGUGUGACUCAAAAGGGUUUGAAGAAUAGGCUCGAAGUGUUUAGGUCACUUGAAACGGGUUGGGGAGUGCGGUCUUUGGAUGUAUUGCAUGCUGGUGCUUUUAUUUGUGAGUAUGCUGGGGUUGCUUUGACAAGGGAACAAGCCAACAUUAUGACCAUGAACGGUGAUACAUUGGUAUAUCCUGCUCGGUUUUCCUCUGCAAGAUGGGAAGAAUGGGGAGAUUUGUCUCAGGUCCUCGCUGGUUACCAGCUGCCUUCUUAUCCUCAGAUACCUCCUGUUGAUUUCGCAAUGGAUGUGUCCAAGAUGAGGAAUGUUGCUUGUUACAUAAGCCACAGUACUGAUCCAAAUGUCAUUGUCCAGUUAGUACUCCAUGAUCACAACAGUCUGAUGUUUCCCAGAGUCAUGCUCUUCACUGCAGAGAACAUCCCUCCCAUGACUGAGCUCAGCCUUGAUUAUGGAGUAGCUGAUGAUUGGACUGCCAAGCUUGCCAUUUGUAAUUAAAAAUCUGGUGGAUCCUAGCCAUAUUUUUCCAGUUGGUGGACAUGAAAGGAAUUGUGCAGAAGCUAAAGUUUAAGAGACCCCCACUCCUCCCAUUUUGAAUUUUGGGUAUCUUUGUUUUGCACAUUUGGGAGUCUUGAUGUUUUUUUUUUGGGGUGUAAAUAAAUAAUAAGUGUGUGAUAUAUGAUAGUGAAGUAUAUGGUUAUGAGAUAGUUGAGUAAAUGGAGGGUUGUAAAAUAAAGUAGAGAGUUGAAUAAAUGGAGGGUUGUAAAUUAAAGCAUAAAAAUAUCUUAAGGAAUAUUCUAUGUAAUAUUCCCUAAGACUUGUAAUAUAAAUACUAAGGCUUGGUGAAGAGUUUCAUUCAAACUGGAGUGAGUAAGUUUGAGUGUGAGAGUCUUAAGAGUCUUGUAAUCCUUUGAGUGUUUCAAUAAUAAAAUAUAUUCCCUUGGUAAAA